UGUAAAUGCGCCAUGACUCCGUAUGUGUUCAGCUUGUAGCAAAACUGAAUGUUCCGACGCUGUAAGGCCCCUGUCCAUGUAUUUCACAUCGUUGUAAGCGACUCCAAUAAGAAAAACAAAAGAGCAAACCAAGAUGGAGUAUGAGUGGAAACCAGACGAGCAAGGACUUCAACAAAUUUUACAGCUUCUGAAAGAGUCCCAGUCCCCCGAUACGUCCACACAAAGAUCCGUCCAACAAAAACUGGAGCAAUUAAACCAGUAUCCCGACUUUAACAACUACUUGAUAUUUGUACUGACGAAGUUAAAAUCUGAAGAUGAGCCCACGAGAUCCCUGAGUGGUCUCAUCCUAAAGAACAACGUGAAGGCGCACUACCAAACGUUCCCCAAUGGCGUUUCAGACUUCAUCAAGAACGAGUGCCUGCAGAACAUCGGGGACUCAUCCCCACUCAUCCGAGCCACCGUGGGUAUCUUGAUCACAACUAUCGCCUCGAAGGGCGAGCUGCACAACUGGCCGGAGCUCCUGCCCAAGCUGUGCACCCUCCUGGACUCUGAGGACUACAGCACGUGUGAGGGGGCGUUUGGAGCGCUGCAGAAGAUAUGCGAGGAUUCUGCUGAGAUCCUGGACAGCGACGUUCUGGACCGGCCCCUGAACAUCAUGAUCCCCAAGUUCCUGCAGUUCUUCAAGCACAGCAGUCCCAAAAUCAGGUCCCACGCCAUCGCCUGUGUCAACCAGUUCAUCAUCUGCCGAACCCAGGCACUCAUGCUCCACAUCGACUCUUUCAUCGAGAACCUGUUUGCACUGGCGACGGAUGAGGAGUCUGAGGUGAGGAAGAACGUGUGCCGAGCCCUCGUCAUGCUGCUGGAGGUCCGAAUGGACCGGCUCCUCCCACACAUGCACAACAUCAUCGAGUACAUGCUGCUGCGCACCCAGGACCAGGACGAGAACGUGGCUCUGGAGGCCUGCGAGUUCUGGCUCACCCUGGCAGAGCAGCCUGUGUGCAAGGACGUGCUGUGUGGGCAUCUCUCCAAAUUGACUCCAGUUCUUGUUAAUGGGAUGAAGUACUCUGAGAUUGACAUCAUUCUCCUGAAGGGCGAUGUGGAGGAGGACGAGGCCAUCCCGGACAACGAGCAGGACAUCCGGCCGAGGUUCCACCGCUCCCGGACGGUGGCCCAGCAGCACGAGGCCGACGGCAUUGAGGAGGAGGACGAUGACGACGACGACUUGGACGACGACGACACCAUCUCUGACUGGAACCUGCGGAAGUGUUCUGCAGCCGCCCUGGACGUCCUGGCUAACGUGUUCCGGGAUGACCUGCUCCUGCACAUCCUGCCCCUGCUGAAGGAGCUGCUCUUUCACCCCGAGUGGGUCAUCAAGGAGUCCGGCAUCCUGGUGCUGGGGGCCAUCGCUGAAGGCUGCAUGCAGGGCAUGAUCCCAUACCUCCCUGAGCUCAUCCCCCACCUGGUCCAGUGUCUGUCGGAUAAGAAGGCCCUGGUGCGCUCCAUCACGUGCUGGACUCUCAGCCGCUACGCACACUGGGUGGUGAGCCAGCCGCCCGACACCUACCUGAAGCCUUUGAUGACCGAGCUGCUCAAACGCAUCCUGGACAGCAACAAGCGCGUCCAGGAGGCCGCCUGCAGUGCCUUUGCUACUCUGGAGGAGGAGGCGUGCACAGAGCUGGUGCCCUACCUGGCCUACAUCCUGGAUACCCUCGUCUUCGCCUUCAGCAAGUACCAGCACAAGAACCUGCUCAUCUUGUACGACGCCAUCGGGACCCUGGCCGACUCGGUGGGGCACCACCUCAACAAGCCGGAGUACAUCCAGAUGCUGAUGCCUCCUCUAAUUCAGAAAUGGAACCAGCUGAAGGACGAAGACAAGGAUCUCUUCCCUUUACUCGAGUGCCUGUCCUCUGUAGCCACUGCCCUGCAGUCUGGCUUCCUCCCAUACUGUGAGCCCGUGUACCAGCGUUGUGUCAACCUGGUGCAGAAAACUCUGGCCCAGGCCAUGCUCCACAACUCGCAGCCAGACCAGUACGAAGCGCCAGACAAAGACUUCAUGAUCGUAGCGCUGGACCUGCUGAGCGGCCUGGCGGAGGGGCUGGGGGGAAACAUCGAGCAGCUGGUGGCACGCAGCAACAUCCUCACGCUCAUGUACCAGUGCAUGCAGGACAAAAUGCCGGAGGUGCGGCAGAGUUCGUUUGCCUUGCUGGGUGAUUUAACCAAGGCUUGCUUUCAGCACGUAAAGCCAUGUAUUGCGGAUUUUAUGCCUAUUCUGGGAACUAAUCUGAACCCAGAAUUAAUUUCAGUGUGCAACAAUGCAACAUGGGCAAUCGGAGAGAUAUCUAUUCAAAUGGGUGCAGAAAUGCAGCCCUACAUAGCCAUGGUGUUGCACCAGCUGGUGGAGAUCAUUAACCGACCAAAUACCCCCAAGACAUUGUUGGAGAACACAGCAAUAACAAUUGGUCGUCUUGGUUACGUUUGUCCUCAAGAGGUGGCUCCCAUGCUACAGCAGUUUAUAAGACCCUGGUGCACCUCUCUACGCAACAUAAGAGACAAUGAGGAGAAAGAUUCUGCAUUUCGAGGAAUUUGCACUAUGAUCAGUGUCAAUCCAGGAGGUGUGGUUCAGGACUUUAUAUUUUUCUGUGACGCCGUGGCCUCAUGGGUCAAUCCAAAAGAUGAUCUACGAGACAUGUUCUGUAAGAUCCUCCAUGGAUUUAAGAACCAGGUGGGAGAUGAGAAUUGGAGGAGAUUCUCAGACCAGUUCCCCCUGCCCUUAAAAGAGCGCCUGGCAGCCUUUUAUGGAGUGUAAACCAGCCAGAGAAGGCCUGUCUUUGGGGUUAUACACUGUGGGAGACAACGGGGAGCCUCUAGACCCAGGGAAAACGUUACCCUUUGCUUGGGGGAAGGGUAGACCAGUGGGGUGGGGGGACACGGAGCUGUCCCAGCCCCUCUGGGUGGGGUGGGAGGGAGGUGUUAGCCGUGGCGCUGUUUACACACAGGUGUAACAGAAAAUCGCCCGGCCAAUUAGGAGGGAGGAAAAAAUUAAUCUUUUCAAAGCUCAAUCAGAUGUUAAGAAGUAAACGCAGAUUAUUUUCAUCCAGUUCUAGGGCAAAUCUGUGUAGAAAUCUAAGGAAGCAAACCUCUGGGAAUUAUCUUCUUCUUUUUUCUUUUUUUUCUUUUCUUUUUUUUUUUUUUUUUUAAGUAAAAUGCUGGGUUUAGACUUAAUGGGGGGUGCACAGAAAGAAAAAAAUGUCUGUGAAAGAGGUUUAAGAUGAGGCUACUAAAUCUAUAAGUAUCAGUCAGAGCAUACAGUACAUAAGGACAUAGGCAUGGAAUAAAUCUAGACAAUUGCAUGUAAAUGAAGAAUACACAAUGAAGCAACGGUCUCUACGCUAACUGUGUUUUGUCUCUUCAGUGCACAGCUGCUAGCAAACAAAGAGCAGUAGACGAUGGUUAAGUAAACGCUAAAACUGUCAUAUUAAGGAACGAACAGUCUAAUCAACAGAGCCUGUAAAUCAGUCAUGUCUCUUUCUGCAUAUCGGGAAUUAAACCCAUCUUCAUAUCCUCACAAUUGAACCAACAUCUUCUGAACAUUUUAUUAGUCAAUGGCUGUGGACUCGUACAGCUUGACAAAUGUCACGCAGGUGCAUUUGAGUUUCUUUGUUGUGGUGGAAAGUCGUCUUAAGAAAAGUAGCAUGCUUGCAUCAGUGGGGAUGGAAUACAUGGAUGGUAAUGUGCUGCACUGGGUUUGUGUUGCAUUAAGAUUCUACAACUCAUUUUUUUUUUUUCUGUUGCAGUAGAGCUCCUGAUUUUUGUUAAGGAUAGGUUUAAGUACAGUAGUUCCAGUAAGGCCUAUAUCUGUAGGAAAUAGCCUAGGACUAAGGUUGAUAAGUGUCUGUAAACCUGCACAGUGUAGAAAGCCGAUUUACCUGUGCAAACUUUGCUUCUGUGCUGUCAAUGUGAUGUGCUUUCUGCAUGGACAUAUACUAGUGAAUAAUACCAGACUUUCUUGAGACUAUAAAAAGCCGUAUGGUAAAGAGAACUGUCAAGGGCUUUGUUGAACAUUAGGUGGCAACCUAAGGACAAUGGUCAAAGUCUGUUCGCUGUUCUUGGUGGUCAAUCCCCACUCAACAUUAUUUUCAUUUUAUUAUUAUUUUCUUGUUCAAAGCAUGAUCUUUUAAGAUGCUUAUUAUUUUUAUUGUAAUGUAAUAAGCAGGGUACUCAGAAACUUGAUCCACGCAUGUUGGUGGCCCUUACUACCCUAAGUAGAUGAAUGGGUACUAUGUAGAAGAAGGUGGACUACUAUCCUCCAUGACAUAUUUGGCUUAUUGACUUCUCAACUCUUUCAGUCCAUGUUGUGAGAGUAUCCCCAUGUUUAUUUCCCCUUUCCCUUCACCCUAAUGUGUAUUUUGUUAUACUGUUUAAUACUGUGAACUUGGGACAAAAUAGAUCUGGUACUUGUGUGUUUUGUUUUUUGAUUCUGCAAAAGUGCAAGUGUUGAAUUCUUGUAUCGUCUGAUUGUAUCCCAUGAUGAAUAUGGGUUGGGCUUUCGUCAACCGUGUAAAGCGCUCUGCUGGCCGGAGUGUGGCCUGCAGUGGUCCUCCAUAAGGCACAUGGAUAUGUCAUUUAGGGGCAUACCUAAGUACAUGCAUACACCUCUAAAGCCAUAGCAGCCUCCUGCAAAUUCAUAGGUGUCCCAUGCUAACACUCGAGUCCGAUUCCUCUACCUUGCAUGUUCCCGUUCUGUGUGUUAGUGGUGAGUGGCAUAAACUGUUGCACUGACUAUGUUAGACUAAGUUUGUGUGUGUGUGUGUGUGUGUGCAUGUGUGUUUGGAUUCUUAAGGGAAUAUUUCUUUUAUUUUUUGAAGAAAUAUGUUUGAGUGCAUGGGAGCAUGCCCACAUUCCUCAGUUUUCACAUCUUUUAAGACAUUAUGCCUCCACCAGCCACUGGUCCAUCCUGUGUUUUAGUAAAUAAAGAGGCAAAAUGGUCCUAGAAUAUACCGGUAUUCAUAGACAUACACCUUUCUGUUGUGUGUGGUCGCAGUUGUCAUUACACGUGUUUGACUUCGUUUUCAUCUCCCCUACGAAUAGUGAAUUGAUAUUAUACUCACCACACACCAUUGGAAUCAGAUGACAAAACGUAAACUGAAAUUCCCUCUUUCUAAAUCGUCAUGGUCCAAGUGAAAGCUGCCACUUAAAAGUAGGGUUUUCAUGGCUGUUUGGAUAAGUGCAAUCAAAGCCUGUGUAGAUUGAAAUUGAUUACUGACUAUUUUGUGUCAUUGAAAUUUAUAUCAGGUGGGGGAAUAAGAAAAAAAAAAAAGAGAAAUGAUGCAUUACAAGAUGCAAAUUUCCAUGCAUUUGAGACUAAAAUUAGUCAACUUGAGUAUUUAUUGUUAUUUAUUUUAAACUGACAUUUUGUUUAUCUGCCUUAGAUAAUGAAUCACUUGAAAGAAUGGACAGUGUAAAGGCAAAACAAUAUAUAAACAUCAUGGGAUAUAUGAAGCGCCCGUUUCUGUGGUUUUCAUGUUUUUGUGUUGUGUGAAUGUUUCUAAAGUUGUGAUACUUUUGUCUUGUCACAUUCCAGCUGUUUGGCAUGCUAAAAGCACGGCUUAAUUUUGUCUGCUACUAUCACACUGAAUAAAAUGCUGUUGGUGUCCUGUCUUACAGAUAUGGCCGCUGCUAAGUGAUCAUGUAGUUUUCUACUUGAAUAUUUUUUUGUUGUAGAAACCUCAGGAGGUCCGUGUUUACUGUUAUUUUUAUAUGUAUGCCUUCUCCAUUCGAGCUUCCCUUAUGAAGGACUCUAACAGUAAUAGACUGCAAAGCAACUCCUGUUCAACCCUGAAUAGAAAAUUUGCAUGGAUGUUAAAUUUCAGUAAUCUUUCCUGUCUCAGGGAAAAGUGAGAAUAAUGUCUUUGCUUUUAUGACUGACUAUAGUAGACAGGAAAAUGCCAGGUGGCACUAAAGAGAACACCCUUUGUUUUACAAUGAGAGUGUUGAGAUUAAAUUAUAUGAGUACUCAUCCAAGUCAUAGGCUGGGGAAAAAUAUCAGCUGAAUAAAUCUGGCACAAUUUAGCUGGGGGCACAGUGAUUUUGACUCCAUGUUUUUUUAGUGCAGUAUUUACUUUGAUGCCUUGAAAAUCAGCUGGAUAGUUUAACUGGGAAUUGUAUUGGCUUGUUGGGAGAAAAUGCACAUUGCACAUUGAGCUCAUUUUCUCUCGUAUGAUUAGAAUUGGGGUUGAAGAGGCUUUUCUUAGGAAAAGAGCUUGAAUUAAAGCUUUAUGAAACUCAUCCAAGUUUCCUAAUACAGCACCAACUACUGUAAUGUUAGAAUGUUUCCUUCAAAACAUCCUCCAGCAAUCUUCUCUAGCUGUGUAUACUUGACUAGUAUUUCUUGAAGUCUGCCUUCAUACUUUCGCUAACAUGAGAGAACUUCAUUUUGAAUAGUAAUAUGGUUUUAAUUUUUUGAUAAGCUGCUGAAUUUUAAGGAAAAAAAUUUUGGGGCCACCAAAUAUUUUGGAUCAUGCAAAGAAUAUAUAUUGUACUGUAGUAAUUUUGUAAUGACAUUUGUAUGAUGUAGUGAUAGAUGUGAAUGUUAAUCACUGCUUGGAUAUGUACAUUGUUGAAAAUAAAUUGUUUACAUAAAA
Molecule: messenger RNA, 6641 nt
Organism: Conger conger (European conger)
Lineage: Eukaryota; Metazoa; Chordata; Actinopteri; Anguilliformes; Congridae
Gene: tnpo1
Product: transportin 1
Exons: 25
Coding region: 134-2806 (890 amino acids)
Biological process (GO): protein import into nucleus
Cellular component (GO): nucleus; cytoplasm
Molecular function (GO): small GTPase binding; nuclear import signal receptor activity
Source: RefSeq, a predicted model, not a curated record